Molecule: messenger RNA, 924 nt
Organism: Oldenlandia corymbosa var. corymbosa
Lineage: Eukaryota; Viridiplantae; Streptophyta; Magnoliopsida; Gentianales; Rubiaceae
Source: the annotation of a GenBank genome assembly
AUGUCGGAAUCAUCUUCCAUGGAAUGGAGCAGAGAAGAAGAGAAAGCUUUUGAGAAUGCCAUUGCCAUGCACUGGAGCAAUAACAAUGAGGAAGAUUCACAGGAACAAUGGGACAAGAUGGCUUCCAUGGUUCCAUCUAAAACCAUUGAUGAGUUGAGGCAACACUACAAAUUACUUGCUGAUGAUAUUGGUGACAUUGAGGCCGGAAUUGUUCCUCUUCCGAGUUAUAUCGGAGAAGAAGCUUCUACAUCGGCUAAAGAUGGCCAUCAAGGUGGAUUUGCCGGGGCUACAAUACCCGACAGGCGAUCGAACUGCGGUUAUGGGAGUGCAUUUCCAGGUUUAGCUCAAGAUUCAAGCAGUCAAGGAGGAGGAGGAGGGAAAAGUGGAGGAUCCCGGUCGGAGCAAGAACGCCGGAAAGGGAUUCCAUGGACUGAAGAAGAACAUAGGCUGUUUUUACUUGGUUUGGAUAAGUUUGGAAAAGGGGAUUGGAGAAGCAUUUCUCGGAAUUUUGUGAUAUCCAGAACUCCAACCCAAGUGGCUAGUCAUGCCCAGAAGUAUUUCAUCCGUUUGAACUCCAUGAAUAGGGAUAGAAGGAGAUCUAGUAUCCAUGAUAUUACCAGUGUAAAUAAUGGAGAUGUUUCAAGUCAUCAGGCACCAAUAACAGGCCAACAAGCAAAUGCACCACCAUCUGCCGCCGCGGGAACUGCUGCUACCGGGCAAGUGAUGAAGCACAGAGGGCAGCAGCCGAUGCAUGGAUUAGGAGUAUAUGGUGCACCCAUAGGUCAUCCCGUGGCAGCUCCACCGGGGCACAUGGCCUCAGCCGUCGGCACGCCAGUUAUGCUUCCUCACGGCCAUCCUCAUCAUCCACCUUAUGUUAUGCCAGUAGCAUAUCCGAUGGCACCACCUCCCACCAUGCAUCAAUGA